Molecule: messenger RNA, 4368 nt
Organism: Plasmodium cynomolgi strain B
Lineage: Eukaryota; Apicomplexa; Aconoidasida; Haemosporida; Plasmodiidae
Product: helicase
Exons: 5
Coding region: 1-4368 (1455 amino acids)
Cellular component (GO): nucleus
Molecular function (GO): ATP-dependent chromatin remodeler activity; ATP binding; DNA binding
Source: RefSeq, a predicted model, not a curated record
AUGUUCCGAAAUGUAUGUGAUUAUUUUAAAAGUGCCAAUGAAAAAAGUGAAAACUGCGAAAAGGGAGCAGCUGAUGGAGGUAAUAACAAAAGUGACGGUAAUGCCAAUGGGGUGAAUGACGAGAGUGCAGAAAGGGGCACCCUUUGCGAUGAGGCAAACCAGGAGGACUACCUAAAUGAGGGGUCUUACAAAAAUAUAGGUGAUAUUUACAAAGAGGAAGCGAGCACUGAGAAUAAUUUCAAAAAGAAUUAUGACAGUUACAACGAUCUGGAUAAUGAUAGGAAGGGGUGCAGUACGAGUGACGAGGAGAGUCGUAAAAAUAAAGACUUGGUUAGUAAUGGGGAUACCUGCAAGAACAGUGAACCGUUUGUGAAUAAUUGCGAGAUCAGCGCGAGUUGCGCGGUGAGCGACGUGAUCGGGGAGUCGAACGUGGACGCCGAGAGUGGGAGCGGCGCAUUGGGGAGUAACGCAGGAAGUAACGAUGGGAGGAACUUCAGUUGCGAAUCCGAAAACGAGCGAGAUGUGCUAGAUCCGGAAGGCAGAAGCAGCAGCAGGAGGGAUAAGCACAAGCUGGACCAAAGCGAUGAAGCCCUCAAGAGGAGGAAAUUGACCGAAGCGGGGGAGGCAGCAGAGGAAGCAGCGGUAGUAGCGGGGGAAGCAGCACCGGCAGUAGCAGAGGAAGGGGAGGAAAAUAAAACCAAGGGUGAUGGGGAAGAAAUUGUUGAGAAUGCCCACGUGGAGCAUGAUGAGAAGGCAAUUGAAGGGGAAGAAGCGGCGGUUGAUAAGGAACAGCCGGUGGAGGAGAAACUCGAGGAGAGUGCCAACCCCCCGAGCGAAGAGAAGGUGAAUUAUUUGCAAGAAAAACUGGAACAGCUCCUGUCCGAGACGAAGCGGUAUACGGAGAAGCUCUCAGGUCAGCGACUAAAAAUGAGUGUGCAGUCAAAAGCGAACAGAACGAGACGUUGUGCAAUGACCGAGAAGGAGGAAGAUUAUAUGUUAUUGAAGGAUGCCAACGAGGAGGAUGAGACGUUUAUUAUAAAACAACCAGCUAAUAUUAACGGGUGCAUGAAGCCAUAUCAAAUAGAAGGGCUAAAUUGGCUGUAUCAGUUGUAUAGACACAGAAUUAACGGCAUUUUAGCAGACGAAAUGGGUCUGGGAAAAACCUUGCAAACUAUCAGCUUGUUAUGUUACUUAAGAUUUAAUAAAAAUAUAAAACGGAAAAGUAUCAUUAUAUGUCCCAGGUCGACGUUAGAUAAUUGGUAUCAAGAAAUAAAAAAAUGGUGCACAGAAAUGAAGGCGUUUAAAUAUUACGGGAGUAAAGAGCAGAGAAGGGAAUUGAACAAAAAUGUGUUACAUACAGAUUAUGAUGUGUUGUUGACGACGUACGAAAUAGUGAUUAAAGAUAAGAGCGCCUUGUUUGAUAUCGACUGGUUUUUUCUCGUAAUAGAUGAAGCACAUAGGAUAAAGAAUGACAAAAGUGUGUUAAGUUCAUCUGUCCGUUUUCUACGAUCGGAGAAUAGAUUGCUAAUUACAGGAACUCCUUUACAUAAUAACUUGAAGGAGUUGUGGUCCCUAUUAAAUUUUUUAAUGCCAAAAAUAUUUGACAACUCGGAAGAAUUUGACAACUUAUUUAAUAUAUCAAAGAUUAGCUUGAACGAUAAUAAGCAGAGUGAAAUAAUAACCCAGCUGCACACCAUUUUGAAGCCUUUUAUGUUAAGAAGGUUGAAAGUGGAGGUGGAGCAGUCUCUACCCCCCAAGAGGGAGAUAUAUGUAUUUGUUGGUAUGUCAAAAUUGCAAAAAAAAUUAUAUUCUGAUAUACUUAGCAAAAAUAUUGAUGUAAUUAAUGCCAUGACAGGGAGCAAAAAUCAAAUGCUUAACAUACUUAUGCAGCUGAGGAAGUGCUGUAAUCAUCCCUACCUUUUUGAUGGUAUUGAAGAACCGCCUUACGUUGAAGGGAAUCACUUGAUUGAGACAUCCGGGAAGAUGUCCCUCCUGGAUAAGCUCCUCCCAAGACUGAAAAAAGAAAAUUCACGUGUGCUCCUAUUUUCGCAGAUGACUCGAGUUUUAGAUAUCAUAGAUGAUUAUUGCAGGUGGAAGAAUUAUGAGUACCUUCGUAUCGAUGGGUCCACAGUAGGAGACGAGAGGCAAAUAAGAAUCAAUCAGUUUAACGAGCCGAAUAGUAAAUAUUUUAUUUUUUUGCUGUCCACGAGAGCAGGAGGGAUUGGAAUUAACUUAACUACGGCAGAUAUUGUCAUCCUGUUCGAUUCGGACUACAACCCGCAAAUGGAUAUUCAAGCCAUGGACAGAGCACAUCGUAUAGGUCAGAAAAAAAAAGUCAUCGUGUACAGAUUUGUGACGCAAAAUUCAGUGGAGGAGAAAAUUGUCGAAAGGGCAGCGAAGAAGUUAAAGCUAGAUUCACUUAUUAUUCAAAAGGGAAAGCUAAAUUUGAAUAACAAAGAAAAUAACAAGCAAGAAUUACACGAUAUUUUAAAUUUUGGAGCCCCGGAGGUAUACAAAACACAGGACAUCUCUUCCAUUUCGGAUGAAGAUAUUGAUAUCAUUUUAGCUGAUGCUGAGAAGAGAACUAUGGAAAUUGAAAAUAAGUUAAAAAAUUUGGAAAAUAUUUUUGAUCUAUCGAAUAUAUCGCUAGAUGGGGGAUUGAACAUGUACAACGAUUUGGCAAAAGACGGUUCAGAAGAAUCGAGUGAUGAGGAGUAUUCAGACUCGGAGGAUGGUGAAGAAGAGGAGGAGAACAAAAAUUACUCGGAGGGGGAACACCUUGAAGGACAGGAAGGAGCUGAGGGAGGAGACAUUCAUGGAGUUACCAAAAAGAAGAAGAAAAAGAAAAAAAAUCUCAACAAAAUAAGAAGUACGAUAAAAAAGUUUCUGAAAAAUAAUAAAAAAAAUAUGACCUUCCUUGAUUUAGGAGAAAGAAAAAGCAAGUGGAAAGUUAUGAAUUCGACAAGCAACAAAAUUAACAAGAAAAAAAUGGAGCUUCAUGGAUGGAGAGUAGAAGCGAGGGGGGGACAUGACUUCCAGUUUUUUAAUAAUGCAAAAUUAGAUGAGUUAGAAAGGCUGGAAGAAAGGUUAAGCAAGUAUCGUGUUACUCAAGACAAAAUUAGGAAAAUUAUUGACGCGCAAAGUGAGCAAAAGGAUUUUGAGAAGUAUAUAAAUUUUUCUGACUUUCUUGAUCGGCACGGGAAGAACAUUUACGAAAUUAUCAAUUUGAUAUAUCCCAACAUUUUUGAUGAGCACACGGAUGAGGAGGGUGCGGGUGACCCCAGUGGGAACGGCGCAGAGGGGGGAAGUGCUAACAACCAGGAUGGCGCGAGCAAGACAGGGGAUGUUGUCGAUGGCGCGAGCAAGGCAGGGGAUGUUGUCGAUGGCGCGAGCAAGGCAGGGGAUGUUGUCGAUGGAGCUAGCGACAGCUCAAGCGAGGUCCAGCAGAUGAAGAAGAAAAUUAUCAAACUGUUUGAGUCGAAGAAGAAGCUAAGCAUGGUUCGGUUCAGGGACAAAAACGUGAAGGUCUGCUACGAGUACUUAACCAACUUUGUUAAGAGGCACUUGGGAGAGAGCAGUAGUAACGAAAAUAGUAACAGCAAAAAGAGUAAGAGCAGCAAGCCGGCUAGGAAGUCCAUCGACCAUGACUUGAUUAACGUAGACAUUGAUCAGAUAAGGAAUGAAAAAGAGGAGCUUCUGAAGGAGGGGUUCGCGAAGUGGAACAAGGCGGAGUUUAACAAGCUGAUGAGCGGGCUGAUCGACUACGGGAGCGAAGACAUCGAGUUCAUCCACGAGAAGUACUUCGGCAACUCGAAGAAGACUCUGGAGGACAUAAGGGCCUACUUGCGGGUCUUUUUCCGGAGAUACAACCAGGUCAAGGGGGGUAAAAGAUUCUUCGACAAAAUUCAAAAGUCCGACCUGCAGAGGCAGUUGAUACAGGAGGAAAACGAUCUCAUCGCAAAUUUUGUUGAAAAGCAGCUGUCCAAUGGAGUCGAUACCAUUGACAAGCUGGAGCUUCCCCCGAAUCUGUGCUACGAACAUGUGCAGAAACUGGAGGAGCCACCAAACCCCACAGGGGAAGUUAAGGAAGAGAAGGAGACCAAAAAUGCCAUGAGUGAAGAAGAAAUAGCAUAUUUCGAACGAGAAAAUAAAAUAUUACUUUGGCUGUUGUACCAGCAGGGGGUGGUUCACACAAAGAGCAUUCACAUUUUGACGCCCUAUUAUUGGGCUCAAGCUCAGGAUUUUUUUAAGUACGCAAGCACCCCGUUCGAAAACAUCGAGUAUAGAUGCCGGCUGAUCGUGGAUGCCGUUGUGCAGAUGAACAGAAGGAAUUCUAAAGCCACGAGUAGCAAGGAAAAGAAAAGGUGA